Molecule: messenger RNA, 5056 nt
Organism: Ochotona curzoniae (black-lipped pika)
Lineage: Eukaryota; Metazoa; Chordata; Mammalia; Lagomorpha; Ochotonidae
Gene: PCDH19
Product: protocadherin 19
Exons: 6
Coding region: 1174-4620 (1148 amino acids)
Biological process (GO): homophilic cell-cell adhesion
Cellular component (GO): plasma membrane
Molecular function (GO): calcium ion binding
Source: RefSeq, a predicted model, not a curated record
CCGUGGCACCAGCAGCGGCGGCUGCGGCGGUCCUCGGAGCAACACCCCAGCCUAAAACGAGGGAGGAGGAGAAGCCCCUGUUAGCCGCGGCAGCAGCCACGCCUCUCCUGGCCGGUACUGUGGUCGCUUCCCUUCCCCUCCUCCCUGUUCCCCGCCCUCCCACCCCCGGGCCGUUGGAAAGACUGGGACUUCGAUUUUCUGUACAAAUUGACAUCUCUUCAUUUUUCACAAACUUGAUGUGGAGGCUCUAGCUGCGUUGAUAACUUUGAUUACCAAAACGCAAACGCCCGUAGCCCCUCAAUUACUCUGUGGGGUAAUUGCGCCCGCCUCGGGUCCAGGACAACCGCUCUCCCUCACCCCCCCCCCCCGCCUCCCCGUCCCUCCAAAGCCAUCCUCAGCGCAAAGGAGCGCGCUCUCGCCUCGGCAGCCUCCCUCCCCUCCCCCCUUCCUCGGCUGUCCCUGGGACCACCGGACAGCUCAGCCGGGUCCCCAGGCGCCUGCGGCGCUUGCCAGCAACUCAGAGUCCCGCCUGCGUCCCCUUUUUCCUCCCCUAGAGGCUACGAAGAGGCCAGCGUGGCCCCCCCGGGUCCCGGAGGGCGCGUUCCAGGCGGGUCCUCUCUCCGCAGUAAGCCGGGAGCGCUGGGGGGUGGUUCUUGCGCAUGCCAGGUGCACAGACAACGCGCUCGCCAGCCCCGGUGCCAGUGCGCUGCGGCGGGUCGGGCAGUGCCUGAAAGGCUGCGCCCUGGUCGCCCUCCCCGUCUUCGCUUCAAGUGCGGUCGGGACUCGGCCGAGCGCCGUCUGGCCCGCGCAGACGCCGCCCGACCCGCAGCCCUGCGCUGCUGCGGCCAGUUGCGCCCGGCUAACUUCGAAAGGGGAAAACUGAGUAGCCGGGCUGGAGGGAGGGGGCUCGGGGCCGCGCGGCGCUCCCUCGGCCCCCCGGAGCCCCCGGGCCCCCCGCGAGCCCCCGCCAAGUCCACCGCAACCUCAGCAUUGGAGCCGGUGCGGGUGUCUCCCCCGCGCCGCCGGGCCGCCCUGGGCGGGACUCCUCCCGCGGCCUCCGGGGCCACGGGGCGCGCGCAACAGGCGGCCCGAGCCGGCGGGAAGCUGGAGCGCCGGCGGCGUCGGCCUCGGAGGGGUGUGGAGAGGCGAGGCCAGGCAGAGCCCCGCGCAGCCAUGGAGUCGCUCCUGCUGCCGGUGUUGCUGCUGUUGGCCGUUUUGUGGACGCAGGCGGCUGCCCUCAUUAACCUCAAAUACUCGGUGGAAGAGGAGCAGCGCGCUGGGACAGUGAUAGCCAACGUGGCCAAGGACGCGCGGGAGGCGGGCUUCGCGUUGGACCCCAGGCAGGCUUCGGCCUUCCGCGUGGUGUCCAACUCGGCUCCGCACCUGGUGGAUAUCAACCCCAGCUCCGGCCUGCUGAUCACUAAGCAAAAGAUCGACCGAGACCUGCUGUGCCGCCAGAGUCCUAAGUGUAUCAUCUCGCUCGAGGUCAUGUCCAGUUCAAUGGAGAUCUGUGUGAUUAAGGUGGAGAUCAAGGACUUGAACGACAACGCCCCCAGCUUCCCAGCCGCACAGAUCGAGUUGGAGAUCUCGGAGGCAGCCAGCCCCGGUACGCGCAUCCCGCUGGACAGCGCCUACGAUCCAGACUCAGGCAGUUUUGGCGUACAGACGUAUGAGCUCACCCCUAACGAGCUGUUCGGCCUGGAAAUCAAGACGCGCGGCGACGGUUCCCGCUUUGCCGAACUGGUGGUGGAGAAGAGCCUGGACCGGGAGACACAGUCGCACUAUAACUUUCGCAUCACUGCCCUCGACGGCGGCGACCCGCCACACCUGGGCACCGUUGGCCUCAGCAUCAAGGUGACCGACUCCAAUGACAACAACCCUGUGUUCGGCGAGUCCACCUAUGCGGUGAGUGUGCCCGAGAACUCGCCUCCGAACACACCUGUCAUCCGCCUCAAUGCUAGCGACCCAGACGAGGGCACCAACGGCCAGGUAGUGUACUCCUUCUAUGGCUAUGUUAACGACCGCACACGCGAGCUUUUCCAGAUUGACCCACACAGCGGUCUGGUCACCGUCACUGGUGCCCUAGACUAUGAAGAAGGCCACGUGUAUGAACUGGACGUGCAAGCCAAGGACCUGGGGCCCAACUCCAUCCCAGCACACUGCAAAGUCACCGUCAGUGUGCUGGACACCAAUGACAACCCGCCAGUCAUCAACCUGCUGUCGGUCAACAGCGAGCUCGUGGAGGUGAGCGAGAGCGCCCCCCCGGGCUAUGUGAUUGCCCUGGUGCGGGUGUCUGAUCGCGACUCCGGCCUCAAUGGACGCGUGCAGUGCCGUUUGUUGGGCAAUGUGCCCUUUCGGCUGCAGGAAUACGAGAGUUUCUCCACUAUCCUGGUGGACGGACGGCUGGAUCGCGAGCAACAUGAUCAGUACAAUCUCACGAUUCAGGCCCGUGACGGCGGCGUGCCCAUGCUGCAGAGUGCCAAGUCCUUUACCGUUCGUAUCACUGACGAGAAUGACAACCAUCCCCACUUCUCCAAGCCCUACUACCAAGUCAUCGUGCAGGAGAACAACACGCCCGGCGCUUAUCUGCUCUCUGUGUCAGCCCGAGACCCUGACCUGGGUCUUAAUGGCAGUGUCUCCUACCAGAUUGUGCCGUCGCAGGUGCGGGACAUGCCUGUCUUCACCUACGUCUCCAUUAACCCCAACUCGGGUGAUAUCUAUGCACUGCGAUCCUUUAACCACGAGCAGACCAAGGCAUUCGAAUUCAAGGUGCUGGCCAAAGACGGUGGCCUGCCCUCACUUCAGAGCAACGCCACAGUACGGGUCAUCAUCCUCGACGUCAAUGACAAUACCCCGGUCAUCACAGCCCCGCCCCUGAUCAAUGGCACUGCUGAGGUCUACAUCCCGCGAAACUCUGGCAUAGGCUACCUGGUGACAGUUGUCAAAGCAGACGACUACGACGAGGGCGAAAAUGGCCGAGUCACCUAUGACAUGACUGAGGGUGACCGCGGCUUCUUUGAAAUAGACCAAAUCAAUGGUGAAGUCAGAACCACUCGCACCUUCAACGAGAACUCCAAAGCUUCCUAUGAGCUUAUCGUGGUGGCCCACGACCAUGGCAAGACAUCUCUGUCUGCCUCUGCACUAGUCCUUAUCUACUUGUCACCUGCUCUGGAUGCCCAAGAGUCAAUGGGCUCUGUGAACCUGUCACUGAUUUUCAUUAUAGCCCUGGGCUCCAUUGCUGGCAUCCUCUUUGUCACUAUGAUCUUCGUGGCAAUCAAGUGCAAGCGAGACAACAAAGAGAUCCGGACCUACAACUGCAGUAAUUGUUUAACCAUCACUUGUCUCCUCGGCUGUUUUAUAAAAGGACAAAACAGCAAGUGUCUGCAUUGCAUCUCAGUUUCUCCCAUUAGCGAGGAGCAAGACAAAAAGGCAGAGGAGAAAGUGAGCCUAAGGGGAAAGAGAAUCGCUGAGUACUCCUAUGGGCAUCAAAAGAAAUCAAGCAAGAAGAAAAAAAUCAGUAAGAAUGACAUCCGCCUGGUACCCCGGGAUGUGGAGGAAACAGACAAGAUGAACGUUGUCAGUUGUUCCUCCCUGACCUCCUCCCUCAACUAUUUCGACUACCACCAGCAGACGCUGCCCCUGGGCUGCCGCCGCUCUGAGAGCACUUUCCUGAACGUGGAGAACCAGAAUACCCGCAAUACCAGCGCUAACCACAUCUACCAUCACUCUUUCAACAGCCAGGGCCCCCAGCAGCCAGACCUGAUCAUCAAUGGCGUGCCUCUGCCCGAGACUGAAAACUACUCUUUUGACUCCAACUACGUGAACAGCCGCGCCCAUUUAAUCAAAAGCAGCUCAACCUUCAAGGACUUAGAGGGCAACAGCCUGAAGGAUAGUGGACAUGAGGAGAGUGACCAGACUGACAGUGAACAUGAUGUCCAGCGGAGCCUGUAUUGUGAUACUGCUGUCAACGAUGUGCUGAAUACCAGUGUGACUUCCAUGGGAUCUCAGAUGCCUGACCAUGAUCAGAAUGAAGGAUUUCAUUGCAGAGAAGAAUGUCGAAUUCUUGGCCACUCUGACCGGUGCUGGAUGCCCCGGAACCCCAUGCCAACCCGCUCCAAGUCCCCUGAGCAUGUGAGGAACAUCAUCGCGCUGUCCAUCGAGGCUACCGCUGCUGACGUUGAGGCUUAUGACGACUGCGGCCCCACCAAACGGACUUUUGCAACCUUUGGGAAAGAUGUCAGUGAUCACCCGACUGAGGAGAGGCCCACCGUGAAAGGCAAGAGGACUGUUGAUGUGACCAUCUGCAGCCCCAAGGUCAACGGCGCUAUCCGGGAGGCGGGCAAUGGUUGUGAGGCAAUUAGCCCCAUCACCUCCCCUCUCCACCUCAAAAGCCCUCUGCCUACUAAGCCUUCUGUGUCUUACACCAUUGCUCUGGCUCCCCAGGCCCGUGAUCUGGAGCAGUAUGUCAACAAUGCCAACAAUGGCCCCUCUCGUCCCUCUGAAGCUGAGCCCCGUGGAGCUGACAGUGAGAAAGUCAUACAUGAGGUCAACCCCAUUCUGAAGGAGGGUCGUGAUAAAGAGUCACCUGGUGUGAAGCGUCUGAAGGAUAUCGUUCUGUAAAUCAGUCUUGGGCAAGAAGACUGGCUAGUAGAGCAGGAGCUGCUCUUGUUAAUUGCUCAGCAAUGGUUGGUUCUUGAAUGGCUGUAAUUCGGAGCAUUCUCUAAAUGAAUUGUUUAUAAAAGACUUUCUGUGACAAUCCCUCUUGUUUCAACAGGCAGUAGGGGUGUUCAAUUGGAGCAAAUGAUCAUGGGGCCUUGAUGUUGGGGAAACAGACAAAUUGUGAGAAGUAUUAUGUAUUAAGUGUUUGAAUUGAUAUAUUUUUCUAUGUCAAAAUUAUAAUAUAAAUUACCAUUGUUUGUGGAGGAUCACAUUAAAAGAAACAAAAAGUGAAAAAAAAAUAAAUAAAAGUUCUGGACAACUUUAGUAAGCUCACCACUGUUUUUUUGUAGUGUAGAAAAGUUAACAGUCAUUUAUUGUGUACUAUUCAUUGAUUCAG